This is a messenger RNA of Trichechus manatus latirostris (Florida manatee), 660 nucleotides long. RefSeq names its product phosphoserine aminotransferase-like. Lineage: Eukaryota; Metazoa; Chordata; Mammalia; Sirenia; Trichechidae. The record is from RefSeq and is a predicted model, not a curated record. Gene Ontology annotation, molecular function: O-phospho-L-serine:2-oxoglutarate transaminase activity; pyridoxal phosphate binding. Gene Ontology annotation, biological process: L-serine biosynthetic process. Gene Ontology annotation, cellular component: cytoplasm.
AUGGAUGCCCCGAAGCAGGUGGUCAACUUCGGGCUGGGCGCCAAGCUGCUGCAAUGAGUGCUGUUGGAGAUACAAAAGAAAUUAUUGGACUUCAAAGGAGUUGAGAUUAGUGUUCUUGAAAUGAGCCACAGGUCGUCAGAUUUUGCUAAAAUUAUCAACACCACAGAGAAUUUUGUGGAAGAAUCAUUAGCUGUUCCAGACAACUACAAGGUGAUUUUUGUGCAAGGAGGUAGGUCUGGCCCGUUCAGUGCUGUCCCCUUAAACUUGAAUGGCCUGAAAGCCGGAAGAUGUGCUGACUAUGUGGUGACAGGAGCUUGGUCAGCUAAGGCCGCAGAAGAAGCCAGGAAGUUUGGGACUGUAAAUGUCGUCCACCCCGAACUUGGGAGCUAUACAAGAAUUCCAGAUCCAAGCACCUGGAACCUCAACCCGGACAUCUCUUAUGUAUAUUACAGCACAAACGAGACUGUGCAUGGAGUGGAAUUUGAUUUUAUACCCGAUGUCAAAGGAGUAGUGUUGAUUUGUGACAUGUCCUCAAACUUCCUAUCCAAGCUAGUCGAUGUUCCCACAUCUUUCUCCCACAUGAUCACAGGCUUCCACGACACUGGUGCCACUGGUGCUACCAUCAGACAGGAGGGAAAAGCACUCUCCACCAUGUUGUAG